UUUAAGCAAAAAAAAAUCUUGGGCCCUUAGUGAGAACCACCCAUAAUUAAUGACCGGUGCGGAAAGUGAAGCCAGAGUUUAAACAAAAAAAAAAAAAACAAUUGAAAUUGAAAUCGAAAAACGUUUUGUAUUUUAACGGCUAUAGCGAAAAAGAAAAGAACAAAUAUGUAUUCAUUAUGUUAAAGUGUUGAAUCAACCGGCCCCUAAAGCUUGAUUUAUCAAAUCAGGCACAGUGGGCACCAGCAAACAACAACCAAACGCAACGCACAAGACCUCACAAGUCAACCUCAGAACAACGCACACUCUCUCAACUAAGGUUUUGUCCUUGCAGGUCAAGUCAGCAUCAUAAUCUUCACAGUUAGCAGGGACAAGAACCAGCACUUGUUUAACAACACAAAUCAAACUCUAAAAGAAACGAAGAGUACGCACAAAAGGAAUUGCCGAGAUUAAAGACUCUUCUUUUGCUCUCUCUCUCUCUCUCGCAGUCUCCCAAGCAAAACAGUAUAGACAUCAGGCACAAUGGCACGUUCCAAAUGCCAAAACACCGCACGUUUCUUCCUUAAGCUCUUCCUUUUUGUGGGCAUUAUUCAGGAAAACCUUGGAGGUCCCAUGGCCACUGCCUCGGCUGCGGGUGCCACUGUGCCCCCUCCAGUGCCACCUUUUGAGGUGGAAUUAUCUUCGCCAGUGCCAUUUACCACACGUAAACCAGAGAUCUCAAUUGAGGCUAGUGAUAACAAGGAUAAGACAGCUGAAUCUCCUAACACCACGAACAAUUCCACACCAGCUCUCGAGCAGGCAUCCCCAGUCGAUCCUACCUCCAAAGAUUAUGAGACAAACAAGGAUUUGAAUAAUGAAGACCCGAUGAACACCAAUUACUAUGAUGAUAUUUCGGAGACUGAUAUAAAAGCGGAACGCACAACACCCACCUCUAUGGAGCAGCAGGAUGGUCCUGCCAUUCCACCCACAACCAUAACAUUUAGCAAUGUAGCAGCUGCUGGCAUAUUGGGAGAUACAAGUUCGAAUAUGGAAGCCGGUGGCGGUGGUAAUGGUACGCCCAUAACCAUAAAUGAUGCCACACCACCAUAUGCAGCGGUCGAUGACAAAUACGUGCCAAGUAAACCACAAAAUCUCACCGUCCUGGAUGUAACGGCCACCAGCAUUACCAUGUCUUGGCAUCCGCCUAAAAAUCAAAAUGGCGCUAUUGCCGGCUAUCAUGUCUACCACAUACACGAAAAUCAAACGGGCGUGGAAAUUGUAAAACGUAGUGCUGCCGAUUCGGCCAUACGCUUUGAGCUGCCAAAACUAAAACCUUUUACUGAAUAUCGCAUUAAGGUUAAUGCCUUUACCACCAAAAAUGAGGGUGACACCUCCGAUACUAUUGUUCAACGCACAGAUGUUGGUGCACCCAGUGCCCCAAUUAUUGUUAAUUUGACAUGCCACUCACAGGACUCGCUGACGAUACGCUGGAAGCGUCCAUUGGAGUUUUAUAACAACAUUGACUUUUAUGUAAUCAAGACAAAAGUAAUGGGACAAGAUGCCCAUCGAGAUGUGAGAAUAAAUUCAUCGGCCAAGGAAUUGGAAACAGCGAUGAUCAUUCAAAAUUUGACCAUGUAUCAACUGUACGAAGUUAAAGUUGCUGCAGCCACCUACAGCGUCAUCAUACCAAAUAAAAUAAUUUUGGGAAAAUUUUCAGAUGGCAGGAAGAUUGGACUACAGCCCAACUGUGAGAAGCUACAACCUUUGCUGCGUCAAUCCCAUAACGAUUACAAUUUGGCAGUUUUGGUUGGCAUUAUUUUCAGCUGCUUCGGCAUAGUGCUCAUUGUCAUGGCAUUCUUCCUAUGGAGCAGGAAAUGUUUCCAUGCCGCCUAUUACUAUUUGGAUGAUCCACCACACCAUCCCAAUGUGCCACAAGUUGACUGGGAGGUGCCGGUGGAGAUUGCCGGUGAAAUUCGUGCUGCAGUACCCGUCAAUGAGUUUGCCAAACAUGUGGCUUCGCUGCAUGCCGAUGGCGAUAUCGGUUUCAGUCGCGAAUACGAGGCCAUACAAAAUGAAUGCAUUACCGAUGACUUACCCUGCGAACAUUCUCAACACCCCGAAAACAAAAAGAAGAAUCGUUAUUUGAAUAUAACAGCCUAUGAUCACAGUCGAGUCCAUUUGCAUCCCACUCCAGGCCAGAAGAAGAAUUUGGAUUACAUAAAUGCCAACUUUAUCGAUGGCUAUCAAAAGUCCAGAGCUUUCAUUGGUACCCAGGGUCCUUUGCCCGAUACCUUUGAUUGUUUUUGGCGCAUGAUAUGGGAGCAAAGGGUGGCCAUAAUUAUAAUGAUUACGAAUUUAGUGGAACGUGGACGCCGCAAAUGUGAUAUGUAUUGGCCUAAAGAGGGAGUGGAGACCUAUGGAGUCAUACAAGUGAAACUAGUCGAAGAGGAAGUUACGGCCAUGUACACAGUGAGAACUUUCCAAAUAAAACAUUUAAAGCUUAAGAAAAAGAAACAAUGCAAUUCCGAGAAAAUGGUCUAUCAAUAUCAUUAUACCAAUUGGCCCGACCAUGGCACUCCCGAUCAUCCAUUGCCUGUUUUGAAUUUCGUCAAGAAAUCCUCAGCCGCCAAUCCCAGUGAUGCCGGUCCCAUUGUGGUCCAUUGUAGUGCUGGCGUUGGUCGCACCGGCACCUACAUCGUAUUGGAUGCCAUGCUCAAACAGAUCCAACAAAAGGGUGUUGUGAACACCUUCGGUUUCCUGCGUCACAUUCGCAUACAGCGAAAUUUCCUAGUUCAAACUGAGGAACAGUACAUAUUCAUACACGAUGCUCUGGUGGAGGCCAUAGCAUCGGGUGAAACCAAUCUAACGUCUCAACAGAUAGAGGAAUUAAAGAAUUGCACUCCGUACUUGGAGCAGCAGUAUCGCAACAUAAUACAAUUCCAGACCAAAGAUGUGCACAUUGCCUCGGCAAUGAAGCAAGUGAAUUCGAUUAAAAAUCGUGGUGCUAUAUUCCCCAUUGAGGGCAGUAGGGUGCAUCUGACACCCAAGCCGGGCGAGGAGGGCAGCGAUUACAUCAAUGCCUCAUGGUUGCAUGGGUUCAGAAGACUGCGUGACUUUAUAGUCACACAACAUCCCAUGGCCCAUACGGUCAAAGAUUUUUGGCAAAUGGUUUGGGAUCACAAUGCCCAGACAAUUGUUUUGCUAUCAUCAUUAGAUGAGAUUAACUUUGCCCAGUUUUGGCCAGAUGAUACAUCGCCCAUCGAAAGUGAUUAUUAUCGGGUGAAAUUCUUGAGUAAAACGAAUAAAAACGACUAUGUGAGUCGAGAUUUCGUUAUUCAAUCGAUACAGGAUGACUACGAGCUCAGUGUGAAAAUGUUACACUGCCCCAGCUGGCCGGAAAUGUCAAAUCCCAGCAGCAUUUAUGAUUUCAUUGUCGAUGUCCAUGACCGGGGCAAUGAUUAUCGUAAUGGACCAAUUGUUGUAGUGGAUAGAUAUGGCGGAGCUCAAGCCUGUACAUUUUGUGCCAUUUCUUCGCUGGCGAUUGAGAUGGAAUACAGUCAAACGGCAAAUAUCUAUCAGUAUGCCAAACUUUAUCAUAAUAAACGUCCCGGUGUGUGGACAUCUAGUGAAGAUAUACGCUUAAUAUAUAAUAUACUCGCUUUGCUGCCACGUAAUUUGCAGUUGCUGAAACGAACUGCCAUCAAAAUGGAAAUUGAAGAUGUGACAACAGCAACGCCGGAUCUUUAUAGUAAAAUAUGCAGUAAUGGUAAUAACGAUUUACAAAAGCACAAUAAUGAUCUAAAACGUAAUAGCAGUUCUCAAAAUCCAAAUCUAAGACAAAAACAAAACCAGAAUCACAAUCCAAAUUCAAACUCAAACUCAAAUUCAAAUACAAAUUCGAUUACAAAUUCAUGUUCAAAUUUCAAUCAUAAUAACAUAACACCAUUGGCAACAGCUACAACAACAACAAAUACAGCUCCUCCUCCAACGACAGUAGUAGUAGGAGCAACUGCAGCAGCAACAGCCGCCGCCACAACAACAACAACAACAUCAUCACAAAUUCCAAAUCAUUCUUCAUCUCAGCCAACAAAUCCCACACCACAAAAUUCUAUAUCCCAUAACAAUCAUCACUUAAUCAAUGCUACUGCUACUACUACUACUAAUCCAAAUCAUUCGACAACUUCAUCAAUAUUGGAACAUACCCAACAUAACCAAAAUAACCACCAUAACCAUCAUCUUCAUCAUCAUCAACUUCAUAACAAUCCUUCAAACACCACACAUCCAUCUUCCCCCACCUCUAAUAAUAGCAAUUUAUGUAUGAAUCUAGGUCUUAACAAUGAAACUAAUUCUAAUUUUAAUAAUUCUUCUAAUACCAUAACCACUACUACUACUACUACUACCACUACCAAUACAAAUACCACCACAUCUACUAACAACCACCAUGGUGAUGGGAACGAUCUUACAUCUACUUCUGCCACCACACUAAACAAUUCAUCAUCGACUGCUAAUGCUUUGCCAUCACCAACGUUCAACAACAACAACCAACAAACGCCAACAUCUAUGUCGACAAUUGCACCGCCACCUCCUUCUCCGCCACCACAAUUUGCAACGGGCAUUGGGGAAAAUAUGUCGGCGCCCACCUUAUUUCAACAACAAAUGCUGGCCCUAUUGAAUCAACAACAAUAUGUGCAACACUAUGCCCAUCCCACGAAUGACAUCACGGACGUCGAUUGUGAUAAUAUAACCUCAUACACUCCACCACCUCCGCCGGCGGCGUUCAACACGGCGUCCAACAAUGUCAUGAUGGGCUCACCAAUAACCUCCACGCAUAAUAAUCACCACCAACACCUGCUACAACAUCAUGCCUUGCACCACAUCGCCGAUCACAAUCCAAUUGAUGCGAUUGCCGAUUAUCCCAUGGGCUACAAUCCGUCAUCGUCGUCAUUGGCGGCCAAUGAUGCCGAUUAUGCCUCAUCAUCGGGGGUAACACCAUCGACAUCGUCUUCGACCGUUGUCAAUGCCAAUGAAAUAACCACCCCCUUGUUGAAAACAUCAUCGAAUCCCUCCUCACCCACAACAUCCUCGCCAAACACACCAACGGCUCCCCUGCAAUCAUCCAAAAAUGGUGCUUGUCCCAAUAAUCUCACAUCCACAGUUACUGAUGCUCAAAGCUUAGAUAUCGUAGGUUAAAUUAUGCAAUAGACUAAAUCUUAACACAACAACAAAAACAAAAUAGAAAAAAAUACAACAAAUGAGGAAUAUAUACAAACAAAUAAGUAUGCGUAUACAUACACACAUACAUACAUAGAUACUAGAUAAUAGACCUAGCAUUAGUAAAAAAAAAACAAACUGCAAAACCUAAAAAUUAUAAAUUGUAAAGCAAACAUACAUAUAGAUAACCAUAGAUCCCCCUCCCCCCCUCCCGAAGAAACGAUUCGAUACACUACGCGACAUGACGAACAUACACAGAAAAACAAAAACAACAACAGAAUUUAAUUGAUCCAAUUAAUUUAAUUCAUCGAAUUUAUCUAAAACGGGAAAAACUAAAAAAGAACAUUGGAAACAACAUCACAUCAAGAUACUAUAAAUUGUGUGUGAAAUUUAUGUUUUCCGGCCGAUGUGCUGAAUGAAAAACUCGUUGGUAAACCAUUUGAGGACGUCAGAAUUCAGUCUUAAUGAUGGUCAUAAUGUCUUUGCAUCCAUCUAGGGCUUGUUUCACUGCAUUUUGGACAUUGCUCGAGGUCUUGGCUUCUCCAGUUUCUUCACGUCAGCUAGGCAAUUCUUAUACCCACCACCGAUGGAUGGGGGUAUAUUCAUUUUGUCAUUCCGUUUGCAACACAUCGAAAUAUCCUUUUCCGACUCUAUAAAGUAUAUAUAUUCUUGAGCAGCGUAAAAAUCUAAGACGAUCUGGACAUGUCCGUCCGUCUGUCUGUUGAAAUCACGCUACAGUCUUUAAAAAUAGAGAUAUUGAGCUGAAAUUUUGCACAGAUUCUUUUUUUUGUCCAUAAGCAGGUUAAGUUCGAAGAUGGGCUAUAUCGGACUAUAUCUUGAUAUAGCCCCCAUAUAGACCGAUCCGGCGAUUUAGGGUCUUAGGCCCAUAAAAGCCACAUUUAUUAUCCGAUUUUGCUGAAAUUUGGGACAGUGAGUUGCGUGGGGCUCUUCGACAUCCUUCGUCAAUUUGGCCCAGAUCGGUCCAAAAUUGGAUAUAGCUGCCAUAUAGACCGAUCCUCAGAUUUAGGGUCUUAGACCCAUUAAAGCCGCAUUUAUUAUCCGAUUUUGCUGAAAUUUGGGACAGUGAGUUGUGUUGAGCCCUUCGACAUCUUUCUUUAAUUUGGCCCAGAUCGGUCUAGAUGUGGAUAUAGAUGCCAUAUAGACCGAUCCUCAGAUUUAGGGUCUUAGGCCCAUUAAAGCCGCAUUUAUUAUCCGAUUUUGCUGAAAUUUGGGACGGUGAGUUGUGUUAGGCCCUUCGACAUUCUUCGUCAAUUUGGCCCAGAUCGGUCCAGAUUUGGAUAUAGCUCCCAUAUAGACCGAUCCUCAGAUUAAGGGUCUUAGACCCAUUAAAGCCGCAUUUAUUAUCCGAUUUUGCUGAAAUUCGGGACAGUGAGUUGCCUUAGGCCCUUCGACAUCUUUUUUCUAUUUGGUCCUGAUCGGUUCAGAUUUGGAUACAGCUGCCAUAUAGACCGAUCUCUCGAUUUAAGGUUUUGAGCUCAUAAAAAGCGCAAUUAUUGUCCGCUGUCGCCGAAAUUUGGGACAGUGAGUUGUGUUGGGCCCUUCGAUAUCUGUUAUCAAUUUGGCUCAGAUCGGUUCAGAUUUGGAUACAGCUGCCAUAUAGACUGAUCUCUCGGUUGAACAAUGACUUGUAUUUAUAAGCAUUUGGUCUAAAUCGGAUGAUAUGUCUAUAUAGCUUCUAUGGGGUAUAAGGUAUGCAUUUUUCACUGAAUUUUGACUAAAGGUGGUUCACAUAUAUACCCGAGGUGGUGGGUAUCCAAAGUUUGGCCCGGCCGAACUUAACGCCUUUUUACUUGUUCAUGGUCAUGCAGAGUAGAUAACAGCUUUAAUGCCUCUGCAUGCACUGGCCUAUUAUAGUUAUUUCCCAUCAUUAAAGAAAGAUAACCCAUACCAGUAUCAAAAUUAAAAAUAAGCUGAAAAAAAGCAUGCAUCUAUGUCAACACUCACAAAAGCAACGAAAAUAUAGCGAAUAAUGCAGGGUUUCAAUGCUUUCAAUUAACAUUUGAUUAAUUGAUAAUGAUUACAAAUAUAUAAGGUGCCACUCAUAGAAAUAAGUACGAAAUACACGGGUUUUUCCAAAAAUUCCGCACUCCACAUUUUUGGGAUUACUCUACGAUGGCUAAGUGAAUAGUAUCAUUGUUUUCUUAUAUUCUAAUGUGUCACACAUCUUGCCAUUUCCACCAAAGUACUGUAGGCGCCUUCAACCGCACCAGCCUUUUGUAAUCAAUCUGAUUUCUACUGUGUACCACGUUGGGUCCUUUAGAUAUUUUGUAGUUCUUCACUCUAUCUCUUCAAACAAGUUGAAUUAGUCUUAACUAUCAAGCUUUCAUUACCCUUACUCUAAGAUUUAACUUGUUGUUCUUAUUCCGGAUACUAAGCGAAUAGUUACAAGAAUUUUUCCUUAUUAUAGACAAACUCUGCAAUUCUGCACUCAAGUUAUUUUCCUUUGGUGUUUCUUCACCGUGUUCUCACUGAGCUAUAGUUACAAGAAGUUUUGCUCAUGCUUAACGAACUUGGCAAUAUUACAAUCAAGCUCCAAUCCCAUGGCAGCCGGUUGUACGUACCGGAUUGACCCGAUGAAGUCCUACAUCGGCAAGGGCUGCCGCCUUAGUGUAUAACACACCGCUACAACAACAAUCAAGCUGUUUCCUUUGGUCUCGCUCCACUGCGUAAUGCUCAUUGGUGUGGAAAAAAUUCACUUCUGCCUCGUGCUUGUAGUUUAUUUAUCCAGUGGAUUUCAGAUUUUUGCUCAGAUGGUUCAUUAACUUGGACGAGAUAUGCUUUAUGUAUGGUUGAAUUUUAAUACCCACCAAUGAAGGAUGGGGGUAUAUUCACUUUGUCAUUCCGUUUGUAACACAUCGAAAUAUCCAUUUCCGACCCUACAAAGUAUAUAUAUAGUCUGGAUAAUCGUAAAAAUCUAUGAUGAUCUAGCCCGCCUGUCUAUUGAAAUCGCGCUACAGUCUUUAAAAAUAGAGAUAUUGAGCUGAAAUUUUGCACAGCUUCUUUUUUGUCCAUAAGCUGGUUAAGUUCGAAGAUGGACUAUAUCGGACUACAUUUUGAUAUAGCCCCCAUAUAGACCGACCCGGCGAUUUAGGGUCUUAGGCCCAUAAAAGCCACAUUUAUUAUACGAUUUUGCUAAAAUUUGGGACAGUGAGUUGUUUUAGGCCCUUCGACAUCUUUCUUUAAUUUGCUCCAGAUCGGUUCAGAUUUGGAUAUAGCUGCCAUAUAGACCGAUCUCUCGAUUUAGGAUCAUAGUCCCAUACAAGGCGUAUUUAUUGUCCGAUUUUGCCAAAAUUUGGGACAGUGAGUUGUGUUAGGUUCUUCCACAAAUUUCUGCAAUUUGGCCCAGAUCGGUCCUCUCGAUUUAGGGUCUUAGUCCCAUAAAAGGUGCAUUUAUUAUCCGAUGUCGUCGAAAUUUGGUACAGUGAGUUAAGAUAAGCCCCUCGACAUACUUCUGCAAUAUGGCACAGAUCGGUCCAGAUUUGGAUAUCGAUACUCGCAGCAUUCGAUAUUUCUAAUAAUAAAUGUCGAUAGUAUCGAUACUAUCCUUAAUUUUCCAUCACCUUUACUUUAAACGAAAUUCGAUUUAUAUAGAAGCAAUGUCAAUGCACAGACCAAAUAAAACCAAAUUUAAUAAAAUCAGUUGGAAGUCACGACAGAAAUCAUUUUACAAAAUGAAAGCAUAAUCGGAUGAAAAUUGCGCCCUCUAUAGGCGCAAUGUAUCUUAAAUGAUACAUUUAGAGUCGGAUCGCUUACUUUUGUUCAAUUUUACAAAAAAAAAACAAUUUUGCUGAUAAUAUCGCAAUGUAUCUUAAAUGAUACAUUCAGUGUCGGAUCGCUUAUUUUUGUUCAAUUUUGAAAAAAAAACUUUGCUGAUAUUAUCGAUUGCGACCUCUAUAGGCGUAAUGUAUCUUAAAUGAUACAUUCAGUGUCGGAACACUUAUUUUUGUUCAAUUUUGCAAAAAAAAAAAAAAAAAAAAAACAAAAUUUGCUGAUAGUAUCGAUAUAAAAAAUAUAUAUCGAGGUUCGGAGUAAGAACAAAAUAUCGAUAGUGCCAUCGAUAUUUUGCCAGCUCUAGUCUAAGACCAAUUCAAUAAUUCAAACAUUUUUCGGUUCAAUUGAAAUAAAAAUUAUUGAAUCAAUUAAUUUUUUUAUUAAAAACUUUAAAUAUUUACUCAAAAUUAAAAACAUAAAAAAUUCAUUCAAUUAAAAAAUUAAUUGCAAUUAAUUUUUAAUUUGCAAUUAAAAAAUUAAUUGAAUGAAUUAAUUAAAAUUUUAAUCCCGACUGUAAUUGAAUUGAAAAAAAUUCAAUUCAAUUAAAAAAGUGAUUAAAACAAUUUUUUUAACUAAUAUGAUUUUAUUUUCUAUUGAAUUUUUAAUUGAAAUUUUUUUGCGACUUUUUUUCUAUGCAUGUUAACAUGGCGAAACAAUUAAAGGUAGUCUCAUUUGUACAACAACCAGAAAUCAUAUGGUGCAAUCCGCCAUCUUGCCAUCUAGCUGAUCGACGUUUUGCCAACACACACAAAGAAAUUUGUGUGCGUGUGUAUAUACGUGUACGUACAUGAGCAGAGAAUAUGCGAGAAAGAAGAUAAUAACAAAAAGAUUGCAAACAAAAAUCUGCCAUUUUAAUACCGUCAAACCUGGCCAGCAUUUAACGGCUGUUGGCGUGAGACCACCUUUUUAAAUCCGCGUUGGCAUGUUAACUGAUGUCAUUCUGCAAAAUCUUAUUUAAUUUUUUUAUUUUAGUGGGAUAAUGUGGUCAAUCGGCUGAAGCCACACUUUUAGGGCCCAAUUAUUGAGUUACACAGUACAAACGUGCUGAGGUUCCAUUCAUUGGACAUGCGUCAUACUUGUCAUAUUAAACAAAGUGCCUAUGCAUACGGCACUGUAUCGCAUGUCCGCCUAUAACGCUAAUCGCCUGGGUUCAAAUCCCGGAGAGACCAUUAGAAAAAAUUUUCAGCAGUGGUUUUCCCCCUCCCAAUGCUGGCAACAUUUGUGACGUACUAUGUCAUGUAAAACUUCUCUCCAAAGAGGUGUCGCACUGCGGCACGCCGUUCGGACUCGGAAUAAGGGGGCCUCUUAUCAUUGAGCAUAAACUUGAAUCGGACUAUACUCUACACCCUAUUCCUUAGUGGAAUGUUUAUGGGCAAAAUUUGAAAUUUGCCUACGCAUACGAGUAAGUCAUAGUAUUUCCCAGAAAUUUCCAAAAAAAAUCAUAGGCUGUCUAAGAAUUCGACCAAAAAUGGAUAUUUUAUAGUCUUUUUUUAUAUUCGGCCUCUGGGGCCGAAUUACCGCAUAUGUGAUAGAGUGCGCUUCCGAAUCGAAUGAAAUUUCAUCUCGUAUUUAAUGGAUGUUAUGUCACUUGAAUAUACAUGUUUAUCUCAAAGUUUUUUUAAAUAAUGAUUUAAUAAAGAAAUACAUAAUUUACAAUAGCGAAAUUUCGAACGAUUUUAUUCGUUCACGUAUGCGAUUAAUCGGCCCCUGAUUGCCAUUUUUAAAAUCCUUAUCUCACAAACAACGGGUGCUUCUAUUGAUGCAAUUACGGAGAAAUUAGAAAUGAACACAUGGAGUAAAUGGUUAUCAUCCAAUGCUUGGCCUAUUGAAACAUAAAAAGCUUCUCACUUGUCUCAACAACAUCUGUUUUAAAAUUGCUGUUUAUUCAAUUUGAUGAACAAAUUAAUUGGUUCAAUUAAAUUUUUCAUUAAUUAAUAGUUUAAUAAUCAUUUAUAUUUUUUUGUAUGGAAUUAAUUUUCGUGAUAUAUACAUACAUAUAUAUAUAUAUACUUUUUUCUGUGUAGGAUGAUAACAAGAAAUGAUCUUAUGCACAUAGACACAACUAAAACACAAACACAAAACCCCCACAUAUACGAUACACAUUCACAAGCCAGGAAGAGGAUAUCACAAAUUCGAACUAGAGUAGUAGAUGAAGAGCAGCCCGAUGGGGAUGAUAAAUAACAAGACGAAGAAGAACAAUGUGAAAAUAAUUGUAGAUUAGCACCAAACAAACAAACAAAAAAAAACAACAAAUAAUUCAGUUUAACUUAAUUCACAAAGUAUCAAUCGCCACAUUACAAGCAUACAUCAUACAUAGUUUUCAUACAUCAAAUAGUUUAAAUAACUACAAACAAAACAUAUACAUACAUAGAUAUAUGGAAAUAUUACCUAUAUACAAGGUAUAAACGAAAAAAAUAAAUAAUAAAACAACAAAAAAGGAAAAUUAUUCCCUGCCACCUUUCUUUGGCGCCCUUACCCCUAGAGAAUCCCAAAACGCCAAGCAUCCAAGCAUCAAUCACAUAGCAACCAUGUUAUUAUCCUUUUUUUUUUAUAUAUGGAGUAUAUGAUAAAACAAAAAAAAAUAUUUUACCUCCUUCUUCUUUUUGUUUGUAAGAAAAAAACACAAAACAAAACAAAAAUCGUAAUCCUAAGUUCUCGUUUCUAAGUUUUAACAAAAUCAACGAUUAAUUUAUUAAGUACAGAUUUCUACUUUUUAUAUAUACUUGUAUGUAGCCGCUUAUACAUAAUAAUAACUUUUGUAUUAAAUUAUUUAUUUAGAUUAUAAUUAAUUCAGUUAAUAUACCUAUUAUAUUACUACGUAUAUAUACAACCAACUUGCAUAUACAUAUAAACAUAAAAACGACGUCUCUGUGUAUUUUUAUUAUUAUUUUUUAAGUUAUUUCUCUCUACAGAAAACUGUGUCAUUAGUCAUUUGUUAUAUAUAUAUAUAUAUAUACAUAAAGUAUCAAUUCAAAAUCAAAACAAUAUCAUCUCUUGAUCUCUACCCCCCUCCCUCCCUCCCCCCAAAACACGCGGGGACUCGACACAGACGGCGGAGACGACGACGACCAGACGACAGGCUAGCGAAAGUGUUAAUUCGGAAAGUGCGUUUCUUUUUCAGAAACAGUACUUGGUAUUUGUCAUAGAAUAUGAUCAAAAAAACAACAUAAAUGUAAAAAAAUACACUAAUUUUAAAAGGCAUUUUAAAAAUUUUAAAUAGAAAACAACAAAAUUUAAA
This is a messenger RNA of Stomoxys calcitrans (stable fly), 12217 nucleotides long. Its product is annotated as tyrosine-protein phosphatase 99A. The record is from RefSeq and is a predicted model, not a curated record. NCBI's taxonomy places the organism in Eukaryota, Metazoa, Arthropoda, Insecta, Diptera, Muscidae. The transcript is spliced from 10 exons. Gene Ontology annotation, molecular function: protein tyrosine phosphatase activity; protein binding. Bases 520 to 5166 code for a protein of 1548 amino acids. Gene Ontology annotation, biological process: protein dephosphorylation.